Messenger RNA from Salvelinus sp. IW2-2015, 684 nucleotides. NCBI's taxonomy places the organism in Eukaryota, Metazoa, Chordata, Actinopteri, Salmoniformes, Salmonidae. The record is from the annotation of a RefSeq genome assembly.
AUGACACUAAGCUUCUUCGACCAGUUUAUGAGCCCCACAUAUCUAGGCAUCCCACUUAUUGCCGUGGCACUAACCAUUCCCUGAAUUCUCUUCCCUACCCCCUCCGCCCGUUGACUAAACAACCGUCUAAUCACUUUACAAGGAUGGUUCAUCAACCGAUUUACUCAGCAACUUCUUUUGCCCCUCAACUUAGGAGGCCAUAAAUGAGCAGUUCUACUAACCUCCCUAAUACUAUUCCUUAUUACCCUAAAUAUACUGGGCCUACUUCCGUAUACAUUUACCCCUACCACACAGCUCUCCCUAAAUAUAGGCCUUGCAGUACCACUAUGGCUAGCGACAGUAAUUAUUGGUAUGCGAAACCAACCCACCGCUGCCCUUGGUCACCUCUUGCCCGAAGGAACCCCCGUCCCUUUAAUCCCAGUGCUUAUUAUUAUCGAAACAAUUAGCCUUUUUAUUCGCCCCCUCGCCCUUGGUGUACGACUUACAGCCAAUCUUACGGCAGGCCAUCUUCUUAUUCAACUGAUCGCCACAGCAGCCUUCGUCCUCCUACCCCUCAUACCCACAGUAGCGAUCUUAACCUCUAUUGUCCUGUUCUUACUUACCCUUCUUGAAAUUGCAGUUGCUAUGAUCCAAGCCUAUGUCUUUGUUCUACUCCUAAGCCUUUAUUUACAAGAAAACGUCUAA